CGCGCGUGGGCGCACCGGAGCGGCGGUGUAGGUAGCCGCCAUGUUUCUGCCGCUAUUGCGUUCUUGAGGGUGUCACUGAUGACUGGCUAUUGCGGCUACCAGACGCUCUGGACACUUGGAACGCUCCUGAGUUUGCGGCUAGGUCCGCUUCCUGAAUGGUACCAGGAUCCUCCACUCUGGUUUCUCUUGGCUGCCCCGGAGCCACCUCCAGCCCCCGCCAUGGCCGUCUUUUUCAAUGUCAGGCGGUCUAAGUUCCCCGCGGUGAAAAUGGAGCGCGGUGAGUCGUGCCCACGGCAGUGCACCUGGUUUUGCAGCGUGGGCAGGUCACAGGUGCAUAUUCCAUGGGGAUUUGAGCCAGCGUGCACUCCCAUAGCGCGACUGAGAUUCCAAGUCACACGCAGGAGUUCUGGUCUCGCAAGUCCGCCUCUGCUGUCAGCCGGCACCCGACUCUUCAGGUCACAGCCCACGAUUUAGAAACGCCAGCACCCCGGUGAAUGCCCACGGCUCCUCAGCUUUAGCUGCACCGACGUCUGCACCACGCCCGUCAGCUCAGCUGCAGCCUGACUCUGGGUUGGAAACUUUUUAUGGUAGAUGAGGCCUGUAACUACCCAGAUGGAAUCAAGACGCAAUAGCCCUCGUCGAGGGAUGCUCAGAUGAGAGAUCCUCAGCAUUUGUGUCUCUGGAGAAGCCAAAAGCGGCCUUUGAGCUCUUCAUCCCUUGCUCUUCCCAAGAAGCCACUCCUUCUGCACACGUCCCUAAAUGUAAGUAAGUUCACAUCCUAUAUAAGCCCCUACGUAAAGUCACUGAUCCAUUUCCACUGCUGCUGUCUCAUCCGCUGCUCUGAAGUCUCAACCAUGGUGCCCUCCUUUGUUGCCAUCUUCAUUUUUGGACUUCUGGGUUCAAACUCAGAAGGAGUCACAGAUCCUAGACUGUGGCUAUGCCAGCCAGCACGCAGGUGUGGGGAGUUGAUCUACAACCCCUUGGAGCAGUGCUGUGAUGACAGUGUCAUCCUAGACUUGAACCAGACCCGGCUCUGUGGCUCCAGCUGCACCUUCUGGCCCUGCUUCCAGCACUGCUGCCUGGAGUCUUUGGGCUCUCAGAACCAGACAGUUGUGAGGUUCAGGGUCCCAGGCAUGAAGCCAAAUUGCAUGUCCUCUCCUAUCACCAGUAUCUGUGCCCAGGAUUACCACCCAAAAAGCCCUCUGUCAAGAUCUGACCUCAUCUAGACUGUCCUGGGGUAGCAGAGUCACAGAUCACUCUAGAAUCUAAUAUUUGGAGUGGGUUCAUUAUCACCGGAGUCACAUCCUUAUAAAGGAUGAGUUC
Molecule: messenger RNA, 1323 nt
Organism: Cercocebus atys (sooty mangabey)
Lineage: Eukaryota; Metazoa; Chordata; Mammalia; Primates; Cercopithecidae
Gene: IGFL4
Product: IGF-like family member 4
Exons: 6
Coding region: 654-1226 (190 amino acids)
Molecular function (GO): signaling receptor binding
Source: RefSeq, a predicted model, not a curated record